Molecule: messenger RNA, 1498 nt
Organism: Sapajus apella (tufted capuchin)
Lineage: Eukaryota; Metazoa; Chordata; Mammalia; Primates; Cebidae
Gene: CHAC2
Product: ChaC cation transport regulator homolog 2
Exons: 3
Coding region: 113-667 (184 amino acids)
Biological process (GO): glutathione catabolic process
Cellular component (GO): cytoplasm
Molecular function (GO): gamma-glutamylcyclotransferase activity; glutathione specific gamma-glutamylcyclotransferase activity
Source: RefSeq, a predicted model, not a curated record
CAUCGCGCCUGCGCCCCGCGCAGCCGGUUACUCGUGUACCGGAGGCUACAGUCCCCCGCGGCGCGGCGGCAACUAGGGUUCACGGCCGCCGUAGCAGAGCCGCCGCGGAAAGAUGUGGGUUUUUGGUUACGGGUCCCUGAUCUGGAAGGUGGAUUUUCCCUAUCAGGACAAGCUGGUCGGAUACAUCACAAACUACAGCAGGCGUUUCUGGCAGGGCAGCACGGACCACCGCGGGGUCCCCGGCAAGCCUGGAAGAGUUGUGACUCUUGUUGAAGAUCCUGCGGGAUGUGUAUGGGGUGUUGCUUACAGAUUGCCAGUAGGAAAGGAAGAAGAAGUAAAAGCAUACCUUGACUUCAGAGAGAAAGGAGGCUACAGAACCACAACAGUCAUUUUUUAUCCAAAAGAUACCACAACAAAACCAUUCAGUGUAUUGUUGUAUAUUGGAACAUGUGAUAAUCCUAACUAUCUUGGUCCUGCACCUCUGGAAGACAUUGCUGAACAAAUUUUUAAUGCAGCUGGUCCAAGUGGAAGAAAUACAGAAUAUCUUUUUGAACUUGCAAAUUCUAUUAGGAACCUUGUGCCAGAAGAAGCAGAUGAGCAUCUUUUCGCUUUGGAAAAAUUAGUAAAGGAACGUAUAGAAGGGAAACAGAAUCUCAAUUGCAUAUAAAGAACUAAUCAUUGACUUUUGUAAACAAGCAGAGCUUUUAGUCUUCAGAGAAUUAACUUCAGUGCACAAUGGCAAUAUGAUUUGGAAAUAUGUUUGAAGAUCCUAUUUUUAAUCUAGUGAAGAUAUUAUCUAAACUUAUAGUUUAAUUGGAGAUGUCCUGAAACACAUAUAUUCAAAAGAUUGGGAUACAGUGAAAGAAAAAUUCAAAUUUUAAUAAUAUAAAGAUUUCCUAACUUUAUGCUAUUGAACACUUACUCAUUAGAAGUGAGUUCUUCAGAAAAAUACAGUGAAGGACUCAGUUCAGUCUGGUUUUUAUCAGAAUAACAAUAAUCCUGUUGUUUCAUAUCCCAAUACUAUUUUGAAGUUCUAAAGAAUUAAACCAAAAGUUAACUAAAUAUAAGGUUAUGCCUUCAAUAUAUUCCCAUACAAUUCCGUAACCAUGGUUUAAAAUAUACAUGUUUAAAAUAACACGAUUAGAAAUACAUAGUAAUAUGAAUAGUAUUUCAGCCUUAAUUGUGAAUUUCCUUGUUAUUUAGGUAUUAAAUGAAACCUUUUCAGUUUUAAGCCAAAAAUUGGCAUUUUUUUUAAUAUAAAAAUUUCCUUGGAAUUAUAAUGUACCUCUUCUUUUUUAAAUAAAGGCAUUUUACUGUAUGGAAAAUAACUCACUAAAGCACAAAUUACAUUAUACAAAUCAUGAUCACUAACGAUGUAGUCUGUCAUUCACGUUUUAUUAAUCUUAUACCAAAACUGAAAAAAAUGGGCUUUCUGAUACUACAAACUAAUGGCAUACAUAAUGAAAGUUUAGUUUUUAAAACAGCUUUUGGAAUUCUU